UCACCAAACUGCAGUCCGUUCUUUAAUUAGCAGAUUAAAGGGUGAAAGUAGAGAAGAAAAAAGAAGAGAAGAAACCCAAAAAAGAGAGAAAAAUAAAAUGUCUAAAGUUACAAGCUUUUGCAUGAUCGCCUUCCUAGUACUUCUGUUGGCGGCGUCGCAGGUUGUUUCCCGGCCGGUCCCGGCCACCUUCUCCGACGUCACUCCGGUGGACACCAAUCAUGGGGAUAAGAUGGCAGUGAGAGGAGGUGCGGAGGGAAACUGUGGAGGGGAAGGAGAAGAAGAAUGCUUGAUGAGAAAGACGAUGGAGGCUCACAUUGAUUAUAUCUACACACAGAAGCAGAAGCAGCCAUGAUCAAUCACAUUCAUUCUUAAAUAUAUAUAUGAAAAAUUGUAUAAUUUCGUGUGUUUUUUAAAUUGUACCUUACUUUUUGUAAGUUACAUUUUAUGUUUGGUAAGUUGUACUUUUUAUUUCAUCUACUUUAGAGAAAUUUAAAGUACAAUUUUACAAACUCACACGAUAUUGUAAAUUUUUUUUAUAUAUAUAAAUGAAAUUUCAAGUUUAUUGUAUUUGGUGCGUAGUAUAUAUGUCUAUGCAGGCAGGGGCGUCAUGGGUUAAUUAAGUAUUUUCAUUUUAAAUGAAUUAUUAUAUGAUUAUAUUUUCAUAUUAAUUAAGAGCGAAUUAAGAUUUCAGGUACGAAGUUGGAAACUAUAAAAUUUUUGUAUGGUUCUAAUGUCAUAUCAGAGUAAUGUAUGUACUUAUCAUU
Ipomoea nil (Japanese morning glory) is the source of this 764-nucleotide messenger RNA. RefSeq names its product phytosulfokines-like. Gene Ontology annotation, cellular component: extracellular region. Gene Ontology annotation, biological process: cell population proliferation. Bases 98 to 352 code for a protein of 84 amino acids. Gene Ontology annotation, molecular function: growth factor activity. The record is from RefSeq and is a predicted model, not a curated record. The transcript is spliced from 2 exons. NCBI's taxonomy places the organism in Eukaryota, Viridiplantae, Streptophyta, Magnoliopsida, Solanales, Convolvulaceae.